This is a messenger RNA of Arabidopsis thaliana (thale cress), 1093 nucleotides long. Its product is annotated as S-adenosyl-L-methionine-dependent methyltransferases superfamily protein. The transcript is spliced from 8 exons. The record is from RefSeq and is marked reviewed. Lineage: Eukaryota; Viridiplantae; Streptophyta; Magnoliopsida; Brassicales; Brassicaceae. Gene Ontology annotation, molecular function: S-adenosylmethionine-dependent methyltransferase activity. Bases 103 to 936 code for a protein of 277 amino acids.
GUGGAAGAUUUGGACCACCGUGGUCGCUCGUGUAUCUUUCUUCUGUCUCCUUCUUCCUUUUGAUCAGAGAGUGAAGCGAAAUCGGAAAAGUUAACGACGGAGAUGGCUACAGAGGCACCAACGCAAUCUUACAGCGAGCAAUGGUAUUGGGACGAUCGUUACAAGAAUGAAUCUGAACCGUUUGAUUGGUACCAGAAGUAUUCACCUUUAGCUCCUCUCAUCAAUCUCUAUGUUCCUCAACGUAAUCAACGAGUCCUCGUCAUUGGCUGUGGAAACUCAGCGUUUAGCGAAGGAAUGGUGGAUGAUGGAUACGAAGAUGUAGUCAGUAUUGAUAUAUCAUCAGUGGUGAUUGAUACCAUGAUUAAGAAAUACUCUGAUCGUCCUCAGCUCAAAUAUUUGAAGAUGGAUGUGCGUGAUAUGAAAGCAUUUGAAGAUGCUUCUUUUGAUGCUGUUAUCGAUAAAGGUGUUCUUACUACUUGUUUGAAUAUCAUUACUAGCCUAAAAUGCAUUAUGUUUCAUUUGUAUAACAUUUUGGAUUUUUGUGUGUGUGUUUUCAGGAACCUUAGACUCCAUUUUGGUGAUGUGGGAGUAAUUCGAGGCAAUACUCAACACAAAUGCUUGAAGAGGUUUGGAGUUGAUGAAACCUAUAGGGUCCUCAAGGAUAAAGGAGUCUAUAUCCUGAUUACAUAUGGUGCUCCGAUUUACCGUCUUCGCCUGUUUAAAGAAUCAUGCUCUUGGACAACCAAACUCCAUGUUAUAGACAAAAGUUUAACCGAUCAACCGUUAGACACCCCAAAAUGGGAACUGACAAAACCUCUUCCUCUAGAUGCUGAUGGAAGUUCAGUGGAAUCUGCGAUAGGCAAAAACCCUGAUGUCCAUUACAUCUACGUCUGUAUUAAGGAUGAGUCUUCGAAGAUGGAGGCAGAUGCAGCAUGAAGUCAUGGGAACCUCUUUGUGCCAUUUGCUCCGAACAUAUAAGUCCUCUAAGGUCUUAUUUUUGUGUUUUGUCGUAGUUAUCUACAAAUUUAAGACGAGUAAUCUUGAGUUCAUGUUUACUCCGUAAUUAGAGGAGGAACAAAAGUUUUAACUAUAA